AUGAAUGAUCAGAAUUGGAAGAAUUUAUCAAAUGAAUUGAGACGUAGAGCUGAACAAGCAAGGUCUUCUUCAAAUAUGAAAUCACCAAAAUCACCCUUAGGUAUUUUUGGAGGAAUUGGUGGUUUACUUCUUCUUGGAGGUGCCACUAUGUUUAUUCAGAAUGCUUUAUUUAAUGUUGAUGGUGGUCAAAGAGCAAUAUUAUAUUCAAGACUUGAUGGUGUACAAUCAAAGAUAUAUCCGGAAGGUACCCAUUUUGUUAUUCCAUGGUUUCAACGACCAAUUAUUUAUGAUGUUAGGGCCAAACCUAAAGAAUUGGCAUCAUUAACCGGGACUAAAGAUUUACAAAUGGUUAAUAUAACUUGUAGAGUUUUAUAUAAACCGGAUAUUUGGCAAUUACCGACAAUUUAUCGAACUUUAGGAUUAAAAUAUGAAGAAAAAGUUUUACCUUCAAUUGUUAAUGAAGUUUUAAAAUCGGUGGUGGCACAAUUUAAUGCAUCACAAUUAAUCACUCAAAGAGAAAAAGUAUCACGAUUAGUAAGAGAAAAUUUAGUUCGUCGUGCCUCAAAAUUUAAUAUUUUAUUAGAUGAUGUUUCUAUUACCUAUAUGACAUUUUCACCAGAAUUUAGUCAAGCUGUGGAAGCCAAACAAAUUGCUCAACAAGAUGCUCAAAGAGCUGCUUUUAUUGUUGAUAAGGCCAUUCAAGAAAAACAACAAUUGGUGGUUAAAGCUCAAGGGGAAGCCAAAUCUGCAGAAUUGAUUGGUGAAGCCAUUAAAAAAUCUAAAGAUUAUGUUGAAUUGAAAAGAUUGGAUACUGCCAGAGAAAUUGCCAAUAUUUUGGCUGCUUCCCCUAAUAGAAUUAUCUUGGAUAAUGAUACAUUGUUAUUAAAUACUGUCACUGAUAAUAGAAAAUAA
This is a messenger RNA of Candida dubliniensis CD36, 912 nucleotides long. RefSeq names its product prohibitin subunit (gene PHB2). The record is from RefSeq and is a predicted model, not a curated record. Gene Ontology annotation, biological process: mitochondrion organization. The coding region runs from base 1 to 912 and encodes 303 amino acids. Gene Ontology annotation, cellular component: membrane; mitochondrion. NCBI's taxonomy places the organism in Eukaryota, Fungi, Ascomycota, Pichiomycetes, Serinales, Debaryomycetaceae. The transcript has a single exon.